Hevea brasiliensis (rubber tree) is the source of this 5142-nucleotide messenger RNA. RefSeq names its product DNA-directed RNA polymerase IV subunit 1. Bases 269 to 4633 code for a protein of 1454 amino acids. NCBI's taxonomy places the organism in Eukaryota, Viridiplantae, Streptophyta, Magnoliopsida, Malpighiales, Euphorbiaceae. Gene Ontology annotation, biological process: DNA-templated transcription. The record is from RefSeq and is a predicted model, not a curated record. Gene Ontology annotation, molecular function: DNA binding. The transcript has 19 exons. Gene Ontology annotation, cellular component: RNA polymerase II, core complex.
UAGACUGUAGUUUUGUUGGAGCAAACCGGCGGCGUUACGGGCCCGAUGAUUUAGCUGUUAUGCCCCUUAUUACGCUCUUUAUUACUGUUGUGCCACUCCUGGUCCAUCUCAUUCUUCUAUAUUCUCAGCUCCAUACACAAUCAUCCAGUCCUUUCACUCUCCUCUGUUCACAACAACAGAGACAGCUCCUUUUACCGGGGAAAAGCACAUUCUCUUUCCAUUAACGGUGCUGAUUAAUUCCAAAUAAGCUUAAAAAUCACCUAGUGGAAUGGAGACUGAUUUAUCUGAGGAGCAGCAAUUGCCAUCUGCUCUACUAACAGCCAUAACAUUUGGUGUUUCAACUGAGACAGAAAAGGAAAAGCUUUCAGUUCUAGCUAUUGAUGCAGUAAGUCAGGUCAAUGAUCCGAAGUUGGGACUACCAAAUCCAUCUUCUCAAUGCUCUACUUGUGGAUCCAAAGAUUUAAAAUCCUGUGAAGGUCAUUUUGGGGUUAUUAAAUUUCCUUUCACAAUACUGCAUCCUUAUUACCUGUCUGAAGUUGUCCAGAUUUUGAACAAAGUUUGCCCAGGAUGUAAAUCUAUUAGGAAAGAAACCAAGCGGACUAAUUCAAAAUCUAGACAAAAUCUGGUUAAGGGUUGCAAAUACUGUGUUGCAAAUUCAAUUGGUUGGUACCCAACAAUGAGGUUCUCUGUUUCUUCAGAAGAAAUCUUCAGGAAAAAUGUAAUUAUAGCGAAAAUCGUUGAAAGACCACCACAAAAGUCCCAAAAGAAAGGACUGAAGAAAAGGUUGGCUGCUGACUAUUGGGAUAUUAUUCCAAAAGAUGAACAAGAAGAAGAAAACAUUGUGAGACCAAACCAAAGAGUUCUAUCACAUGCACAGGUUCGUCAUCUGUUGAAAGAUGUCGAUGCAAAUUUCAUAAGAAAGUUUGUUAAAAGGACAGAUUCAAUUUUCCUUAACUGUUUCUCUGUAACACCAAAUUGUCAUCGUGUGACAGAAGUUAUGCAUGCAUUUUCUAGUGGCCAGCGAUUGUCUUUUGAUGAACGGACUAGGGCUUACAAAAAACUGGUUGAUUUCAGAGGGAUAGCUAAAGAAUUGAGCUUCCGUGUUCUUGACUGCCUGAAAACUUCUAAGAUAAACCCAGACAAUUCAGUAAAUAAUGAUGAUGUCAUUGCCAUGCAAAGGAAGAUAAAUGAUUCUGCCUCCAAUCCAUCUGGUUUGAGAUGGAUUAAAGAUGUUGUUCUCGGUAAACGGAAUGAUAAUUCAUUCCGAAUGGUGGUGGUUGGUGAUCCUAAUAUUAAGCUGAGUGAAGUUGGUAUACCCUGUCAUAUUGCAGAAAGGUUGCAAAUUUCAGAACAUCUGACAGCUUGGAAUUGGGAGAAGUUGAAUACUUGUUGUGAAAUACGCAUUCUUGAGAAGGGCGAUAUGCAUGUUCGCAGGGAAGGUAAUCUUGUUCGUAUCCGUCGUACGAAGGAACUCCGUACUGGGGACAUCAUUUACAGGCCUCUAAAUGAUGGAGAUAUUGUUUUGAUCAAUAGGCCUCCAUCAAUACAUCAACACUCACUUAUUGCUCUCUCUGUUAAAGUCCUUCCAGUGACCUCAGUUCUUGCGAUCAAUCCGCUCUGUUGCUCCCCAUUUCGUGGAGAUUUUGAUGGUGAUUGCCUACAUGGCUACGUUCCUCAAUCAGUUGACACCAGAGUUGAGCUCUCUGAGCUUGUUGCUUUAGAUAAGCAGUUAACUAACGCACAGAGUGGCAGGAAUCUCCUCUCGCUCAGUCAAGAUAGUUUAGUUGCUGCUCAUUUGGUCAUGGAAGAUGGAGUUUUCAUAAGCCUAUUCCAAAUGCAACAGCUGCAAAUGUUUUGUCCUCAUCAGUUGUCUCCAGCUAUAAUAAAAGCUCCUUUACUUAAUGGCUGUGUUUGGACUGGAAAGCAACUAAUUAGCAUGCUCCUACCUAGAGGUUUGGAUCAUGAUUUUCCUUCAAAUAAUGUUUGCAUUCGUGAUGGGGAGCUUAUUUCUUCUGAAGGAUCCUUUUGGCUACGUGACACUGAUGGUAAUCUUUUCCAAAGCCUCGUCAAACAUUGCCAGAGUCAAGUUCUUGACUUUUUGCAUACUGCUCAGGAAGUUCUUUGUGAGUGGUUGUCGAUGAGGGGCUUAAGUGUCUCACUCUCUGAUUUGUACCUCUGUCCUGACUCAAACUCAUGGAAUAACAUGAUGUCUGAAGUUUUUUGCGGAAUUCAAGAUGCAGUUCACACAUGUAAUGUAAAACAGUUCAUGGUGGAUUCUUGUCAAGAUUUCCUUGCUGGAAAUGGUGAAGAUGAUCAGUAUGCCAUGGAUUUUGAUGUAGAGCGCUUGUGUUAUGAUAAGCAGAGAUCUGCUGCACUCAGUCAGGCUUCUGUUGAUGCUUUCAAGCAUGUGUUUCGUGAUAUUCAAAGUUUAGCCUACAAAUAUGCAAGUAAAGACAAUGCAUUGAUGGCCAUGUUUAAAGCAGGAAGCAAGGGUAAUCUACUGAAAUUAGUCCAACAUAGUAUGUGUCUAGGUUUGCAACAUUCACUUGUUCCAUUGCCCUUUAGAAUGCCUCACCAACUCUCUUGUGUUGCUUGGAAUAAACAAAAGGAUGACAAUGCUACUGAAUGUGCCAAGUGUUAUAUCCCAUCUGCUGUCGUUGAAGGUUCUUUUUUAACAGGCUUGAAUCCCCUAGAAUGUUUUGUACAUUCAGUAACAAGUAGAGAUAGCUCUUUCAGUGACAAUGCUGAUCUUCCUGGGACUUUAACUCGAAGACUUAUGUUCUUCAUGCGUGAUAUACAUGCUGCAUAUGAUGGAACAGUGAGAAAUGCUUAUGGGAAUCAACUUGUUCAGUUCUCCUAUAAUAAUGACACAGACAUGUCUGCACCAAGCUUUAGCCCUGGCCAUAUCUUUGAUAAUUGUGAUGGGAUAGGUGGCCAACCUGUGGGUUCAUUGGCUGCUUGUGCCAUCUCUGAAGCUGCUUACAGUGCUUUGGAUCAACCAAUCAGUCUACUUGAAAAAUCACCUCUACUAAAUCUUAAGAAUGUGCUGGAAUGUGGUCUGAAAAAGAGUAAUGCUCACAAAUCCGUGUCACUAUUUUUAUCUGAGAAACUUGGAAGGCAGAGACAUGGUUUUGAGUAUGCUGCAUUGGAAGUUCAGGACUAUUUGGAGAGAAUACUGUUUUCAGAUAUUGUUUCUAUUUCAAGGAUAAUGUUCUCUCCGCAGAGUGAGAAGAAUGAGAUCAAGACACGUUUCAGUCCUUGGGUUUGUCAUUUUCAUGUACACAAGGAAAUUAUGAAGAAGAGACGUCUAAAGGUGCAAUCUAUUAUAGAUACCCUUUAUAAUCGGUGUAAUUCAGAAAACAAUCUGCCGAAUGUGCAAAUAACAUGCAAGGACUGUUCUGUGGCUGACAAUCAAAGGGAAAAGGAAGAUAUGUUGUGUAUAACUGUUACUAUAAUUGAAAAGUCCAGGAAUUCAUCUGUGCAAUUGGACACAAUUCAAGACCUGAUGAUUCCAUUCCUUCUUGAAACAGUUUUAAAAGGAUUAAUGGAGAUAGAGAAGGUGGAUAUUUUAUGGAAUGAUAGGCCAAGGAUACCAAAAUUGCAUAAGAAUCCUUAUGGUGAGCUAUACUUGAGGGUUUCUAUGUCGGGCAGCUCAGACAAAACAAGACUCUGGAACUUACUUGUGGAUUACUGUCUCCCAAUAAUGGAUAUGAUUGAUUGGACACGCAGUCAUCCAGAUAAUAUACGUGAUUUCUGUUUGGCAUAUGGCAUAGAUGCUGGAUGGAAAUUUUUCCUCAAUAAUUUGGCGUCUGCAAUAUCUGAUGUUGGCAAGAGUGUACUUCCUGAACAUUUGCUUCUUGUUGCGAAUUGUCUAUCAGUUACAGGAGAGUUUGUUGGCCUAAAUGCAAAAGGCUGGAAACGGCAAAGAGAGCAUGCGUCAGUUCUUUCACCAUUUGUGCAAGCAUGCUUUUCCAAUCCUGGUAAUUGCUUUAUCAAAGCUGCCAAGGCAGAAAUUGUGGAUGAUCUUCGAGGGAGCUUGGAUGCUUUGUCAUGGGGAAAGAUUCCUUCUAUUGGGACUGGACAGUUUGAUAUUGUAUUCUCUGGGAAGGAAUACAAGCUUUCAAAGCCUGUGGAUGUCUAUGACCUUCUGGGUAGCCAAAUGAGUACUGACGAGCAGAAUAAUGAGUUUGAAGUGCCUUUUGCUCAGAGCUAUAAAUCUGACAAAUACAGUGCCCAGUUUGUGUACAAGACACCUUAUGACCCUAAACGAACAUUGGAAUCUUUGAGAAGGUUAUUUACAUAUAAUGAUAUUCAUAGACUCUCCCAAGCACUGAGCAAAAUCUUGAAUAAGUACCCUGUAGAUCACCAAUUAAAUGAGACUGACAAGUGUACCUUGAUGAUGGCCUUACAUUUUCAUCCUCGACGAGAUGAGAAAAUUGGAUCUGGAGCCAAAGAUAUUAAGGUUGUAAAUCAUCCAGAAUAUCAAGAUUCUCGCUGCUUUUCUCUGGUUAGAACAGACGGGACAAAUGAGGACUUCUCAUAUCGCAAGUGCGUCCAUGGUGCUCUUGAGAUCAUUGCCCCUCAAAAGGCCAGAAGGUAUCAAGAAAAAUAUUUACAAAGCCGUAAUCUGUAGUGUACCAGAUCAGAAGACCAGACAAGUACAGCUGCGGCCUUCAGGAGUGGAAAAUAACAUGUAAGAAUACCAUAAUGGAUAGCUCUCAUAUUGACUUCCCAGUGGACAGCUAACACAGUUGCUUCAGAAGAGUUGAGCUGCUAACAUCAGCAGAACCCAGCAACUGAAUAUAGUUUUGAAGCUUUUAUACCUUUUGAAAGCUGUACAUUCUCUACAGAAGUAGAUGUGCAUGAGAAGAAAGCUAGAUAGACAGAGUAAAUCUUCAUAUUUUUGUUGUCAAUAAAUGCUUUUAUUUAUUUGUUUUUUUCCCCUUAUAAGUAGGGAAGUCCACUUCCCAAGCUUCUUUUUGCUCCUUUCACUACAACUUUGUUUGCCUUCCAUUAUAUUGUAUGGCAAAGAAGAUCUAGUGAAAGCAGCAAAGAGAAGCUUGCGUGAAGCAUUCAUUUUCAUGAUGUAUUCAUAAAUACAUAUGGCAAUGAAAAAAAGAAAACAAGAAUGUUUUCCUGUCA